Lepus europaeus (European hare) is the source of this 2732-nucleotide messenger RNA. RefSeq names its product presenilin 1 (gene PSEN1). Bases 265 to 1671 code for a protein of 468 amino acids. NCBI's taxonomy places the organism in Eukaryota, Metazoa, Chordata, Mammalia, Lagomorpha, Leporidae. Gene Ontology annotation, cellular component: cell surface; dendritic shaft; perinuclear region of cytoplasm. The record is from RefSeq and is a predicted model, not a curated record. Gene Ontology annotation, molecular function: cadherin binding; aspartic endopeptidase activity, intramembrane cleaving; beta-catenin binding. Gene Ontology annotation, biological process: amyloid precursor protein catabolic process; Notch receptor processing; negative regulation of apoptotic process. The transcript is spliced from 12 exons.
AGAAGAAACCCAAGAAACACUGUGUUGGUUAAAGGGUAUUUUCCAGGUUCCUUGUUUAAGUUGAUUCAGCGCAAAAGAAAGAACACAGGCAAUGCUGAGUAUGAGCAGUGCCUUACAAAUUAAUAAGGUACUUGAUCUGGGAGCCUGCCACUGACAGCAGCCUGUGAAGUCCUUAGACAGCUGGGCCUGGGGGAGAUCACAUGAAAGAAAGCACCCCCAGAGGCUUUGUUUUCUGUGAAAAAGUAUUUCCGUACUGUUGCUCCAAUGACAGAGUUGCCUGCACCGUUGUCCUACUUCCAGAAUGCACAGAUGUCUGAGGACAACCACCUGAGCAAUACUGUACGUAGCCAGAAUGAAAACCGAGAGCGGCCGGAGCACAGCGACAGGAGGAGAGUUGGCAACCCCGAGCCUUUAUCCAAUGGACGACCCCAGGGUAACUCACGGCAGGUGGUGGAACAAGAUGAGGAAGAAGAUGAGGAGCUGACACUGAAAUAUGGCGCCAAACAUGUCAUCAUGCUAUUUGUCCCUGUGACCCUCUGCAUGGUGGUGGUCGUGGCUACUAUCAAAUCGGUCAGCUUUUACACCCGGAAGGAUGGGCAGCUAAUCUAUACCCCGUUCACAGAAGACACUGAGACAGUGGGCCAGAGAGCGCUGCACUCGAUUCUGAAUGCUGCCAUCAUGAUCAGUGUCAUUGUCGUCAUGACUAUCCUCCUGGUGGUUCUCUAUAAAUACAGGUGCUAUAAGGUUAUCCAUGCCUGGCUUAUUGUUUCAUCUCUGUUAUUGCUGUUCUUUUUUUCAUUCAUUUACUUGGGGGAAGUGUUUAAAACAUACAAUGUUGCCGUGGACUACAUUACUGUUGCACUCUUGAUCUGGAAUUUCGGUGUGGUGGGAAUGAUCUCCAUUCACUGGAAAGGCCCUCUUCGGCUCCAGCAGGCCUAUCUCAUUAUGAUCAGUGCUCUCAUGGCUCUGGUGUUUAUCAAGUACCUCCCUGAAUGGACUGCGUGGCUCAUCUUGGCUGUGAUUUCAGUAUAUGAUUUAGUGGCUGUUUUGUGUCCAAAAGGCCCACUUCGUAUGCUGGUUGAAACAGCUCAGGAGAGAAACGAAACUCUUUUUCCAGCUCUCAUUUACUCCUCAACGAUGGUGUGGUUGGUGAAUAUGGCAGAAGGAGACCCAGAAGCCCAAAGGAGGGUGUCCAAAAACUCCAAAUACAGUGCACAAAAUGCAGAGAGGGAGUCACCGCAAGACAGUGUUCCAGAGAAUGAUGAUGGUGGCUUCAGUGAGGAGUGGGAAGCCCAGAGGGACAGUCACCUCGGGCCGCAUCACUCCACUCCGGAGUCACGAGCUGCGGUCCAGGAGCUUUCCAGCAGCAUCCUGGCCAGCGAGGACCCAGAGGAAAGGGGAGUGAAGCUUGGACUGGGAGAUUUCAUUUUCUACAGUGUUCUGGUUGGGAAAGCCUCAGCGACAGCCAGUGGCGACUGGAACACAACCAUAGCCUGUUUUGUAGCCAUAUUAAUUGGUCUGUGCCUUACGCUAUUACUCCUCGCCAUUUUCAAGAAGGCAUUGCCAGCUCUUCCCAUCUCUAUCACCUUUGGGCUCGUUUUCUACUUUGCCACAGAUUACCUUGUGCAGCCCUUCAUGGACCAGUUAGCGUUCCAUCAGUUUUAUAUCUAGCACAUUUGCAACUAGGAUCCCAUGGACGUUUCUCCUUUGACUUCCAAUCAAACCUGGGCAGGACAGAGGCGAUUUUCUGUGUCCUCAUCUAACAAAGUCAAGAUUCCCGGCCGGACUCUCGCAGCUUCCUUCCACGCUUUCCUGACCACCUCCACUGGAAGGAGGUAUCGACAGAAAAUGGUUCUGAACACUAUCGUGUGGACUGUCCCUCGGUGCAGAGGCUCCAGGUUUGGGGACAGGACCCGGAAACGGAUGGGCCAAGAAGCUGUCGUGCUCCACAGCAGCGUGGCCCUGGCUCACGGGGUUCACCGGCACCGCGGACUCCCAGGACCAGCACUGCCGAAAGGGCAAAGGAAGAGACUUAAACCAAACAGGCCUCUUCCUCUCCAAGUACAUGUUGAACAGGAGCCCCCUGGGUCUGUGUCGACUGAAUUCUGACCCUUCAGGAGGUGCCGUGAGGAGAGCAGGCUCUGGCAGCCACACGGGACGAGAAAGGGCUCAGGCUUUCACUUCAGACUCUGCUGCCGACUCCUCGUUUUUAAACAAGACUCCCCAGCUUUGAGUCAAGUCAGAGGUACAGACUGGCGAGGCUUGUUCUCAAGCAGGAAGCUCGUGACCAUCUGUGGUUGCCGUCUCUUCCCAAGGCCAGUCUCCACCGCCGUGAGGUUGCUUUCUCCAUACAACUUAACCUCAGAGUGCAAAUUCAGUCAUUUGUGGGAAUGAGGAACUAUUGUCCGGCACUUCCCUGUCGUCCCUAAGUAAAUUCGGGAUUUUCCACCAACUUCAUGGUUUCUAGACGGAUGUGUAAGUUUGGUUCUCCCCGGACGCCUCCUGUGCCUCCACCUUUCCCCUUGCUGCCCCACUCCCCACCCACCCAAGCAUUUUUUGUUGACGGCAAAUAAGGCAGCUCUGACAUGGUGGCAGGUGAUCCACUACUGUAGGCGUCUGCUCUGUAUUUGAGUCAGUGCUGUCGGCCUUGCUGUCACAACUUCUUUGAUAGCAAAUAAGAUGUGUGCCCAAAGACAGUAGAAUUAAAGAAGAGUAAAAUGGCUGGUGAAGCA